Podarcis lilfordi (Lilford's wall lizard) is the source of this 8664-nucleotide messenger RNA. NCBI's taxonomy places the organism in Eukaryota, Metazoa, Chordata, Lepidosauria, Squamata, Lacertidae. The record is from the annotation of a GenBank genome assembly.
AGGGACUCGACAGAACUACAAACCCCAUGAUGCAAAGAUAGUUCAAGGAAGGGAGGGAGAGGGGCGCGAAGCUGCACGCAUGCGCAGGUGCAGAGGGGGAAAGAAGGGAAGACGUGAGAUCAGUGAGUACCGGGCGGGUUAACGGGAGUGGAGGGCGGUUCAAGCCUCUAGACCCGUCUACUCAGGAGUAAGUCCCGCUCAGUUCCAUGGGGCUUGCUCCCGGGUAAAUGCUCGCUUUCCCGCAGCCGAAGCAGAAGCUUCCUUGUAGGUUUUGAAGCAGAGGCUGAAUGGCCACCUGUCAUGGGUGAUCUCGCUGGGAUCCCUGGACUAGAUCACCGUCAGGGUCCCUUCCAACCCGACAAUUCUGUGACAGGUCCCCCUUUCCCCGACCCCGAGGUUACUUACAAUCCUGGCAGGGGAACCUGCGGCUUUCCGGGGGUCGCUGGACUCGCCACUCCCAUCAUUAUCCCUGGGCAGGAGGUGGGUGGGCGCGAGUUGGAGCCCAGCAACCCCCAGAUGGGUUUCGCGAGCGGGGGAGUCGGGACCCCUUGCCUCCGUGUUGUAGGUCAGGAUGUGGGGGAGGCUGCGCCUGGUUCUUUGCUGUGCUUCUCAUCCUCCCCUUUCCUUCCUUCCGGAGGCGGCAGGUGGGACGACCUCGAGUCUCGACCCGCCAGGCUGGCUGCGAGAUGACCCUCUUCCACUUUGGGAAUUGCUUUGCCCUCGCCUAUUUCCCCUAUUUCAUCACCUACAAGUGCAGCGGCCUGUAAGUGUUGGGUGUGUGUGUUUGAGGGGUGGUGGGAAUGUGAGGUGCAUUGUUGGGGGUGAUGUAGGGAGGUUCUGGCCGAGCUGGGACAGAUUUGCUUCACCCUUUAUGAGCAGUGUGGGACGCGGGUGGCACUGUGGGUUAAACCACAGAGCUUAGGGCUUGCUGACCUUUCAGAAGGUCGGCGGUUCGAAUUCCUGCGACGGGGUGAGCUCCAGUUGCUCGGUCCCUGCUCCUGCCAACCUAGCAGUUCGAAAGCAGGUCAAAGUGCAAGUAGAUAAAUAGGUACCACUCUGGCGGGAAGGUAAGCGGCGUUUCCAUGCGUUGCUCUGGUUCGCCAGAAGCGGCUUAGUCAUGCUGGCCACAUGAUCCGGAAGCUGUACGCCGGCUCCCUCGGCCAAUAAAGCGAGGUGAGCGCCGCAACCCCAGAGUCGGUCACGACUGGACCUUUAUGAGCAGUGCAUUUUGAGGGGCACAUAAUGGAUGGAAAGCUAGAAUGGGAGCAGGCUUUGCAUGGGAUGGUGUGGCCUCAUUUGUUUAGUAGGGCUUGUGGGGUAUACAAAACAGAGACUGGUGCCUUUUAAUGUGUAGGAACACAGGAAGCUGCCUUAUAUGUCCAUCCAUUUCAGUAUUGCCCACACUGACUGGCAGCAGCUCUCCAGUGUUUCGGGAAGGGUUCUCUCUCUCUCCCCCGUUCCUACCUGGAGAUUCCAGGGAUUGAACUUGGGAUCUUCUGCAUGCGCUCCUUUUGUAAACCACUGGCAGCCUCAAGCUUGUUGUUGCUUGGGAAUACUAAGAAGCAGAAAUAUCAGUGCCGUUCCAAAGGCUCAGCCCACUCUCUUGAUUCGAGAGAGCGUCAGAUUGUAUCCAAACGCUGAUGAGCACUCGGUGCUUGAUCUCAGGCGCUGCAUGCAAAAUUUGGUUAUGAUACCUUCAGAGGUGCCCAAAUGCGUAGCAAGUAAACAAACCAAAUUUCCAAAAUAUAAAGGGUGGUAAAUAAAGUGCUGGUCCUACUCAAAUCACACCCACUGAAACUAAUAGACAUGGCUAACAUUGGUUCAUUAAUUUUAAUUCAGAGCAGGGCUUAGCUUAUUAUGGGCUGCAUGCAGUUAUGUGAACCCUCCACACUCUGAUGCCCCCCAGCUGUUUCAGAUUACAACCCCCCUCAUCCCCAAUCAUUGGCCAUGCUGGCCAGGACUGAUGGGAACUGGAGUCCGAAACAUCUGGAAACAGUACUGUCCUUUUAUCUCAUUCUGUGGGGCCAGAGACCAAGAAAUAAAAGCUCUGGCGGGGGGAAAACAGCCAUUAACAAGAGAGCUCCUUCUGCUUCAGAAAUAUCCCAUCCCACAAAGUGCUGUCUUUUUUAUUUCUGCCCCUUUCAGGUCAGAGUAUAAUGCCUUCUGGAGGUGUGUCCAAGCCGGAGCUACCUACCUCUUUGUCCAGCUUUGCAAGGUAUUGCCCGACCCCUUCGCUCUCUUGAAGUUUUAAGGAAGUAGCACAUGAGAAUCUGGAUGCUGAGAAUGUGAAGUCCAUUGCAAAGGAGGCACACAGCUCUCUCGGCAACGCCCUUGCGCUGGUGCAUAGUUUGAUGGGUUGUGCCAUGGACUUUCUGAGUUUGAUCCCAUUGCGGUGUCCAGCAAGGCAGGACUGGGGAAUAUGGGGCCUUCUCGGUGUUGCUGGACUCUUAACUCCCGUCAGCACCAGGCAGCAUAGCAAAUAGUGGAGGGUGAUGGGAGAUGAAGUUCAGCAACAUCUAGGAGGCCUGUCACUGCAGCGGUGAGAAUAUUUGUUCUUGUUUGGGCCAUAAUUCUGUAUCCACUAAGCUGGGAGUAAGUGCCAUUAUAGUUUGUUGGACUUCACCCUAAACUGGGCAAUCCUAUACAGUGGUACCUCGGGUUAAGUACUUAAUUCGUUCCAGAGGUCCGUUCUUAACCUGAAACUGUUCUUAACCUGAAGCACCACUUUAGCUAAUGGGGCCUCCUGCUGCUGCCACGCCACCGGAGCCCAAUUUCUGUUCUCAUCCUGAAGCAAAGUUCUUAACCUGAAGCACUAUUUCUGGGUUAGCGGAGUCUGUAACCUGAAGCGUAUGUAACCUGAAGCAUAUGUAACCCGAUGUACCACUGUAUAUGUGUUAAGAGACCUGAUUCUCAGGAUCACCUGCAGAAGCUCAGAAAGUGAACAGAGAAAUUGUUACUUCCCUCUCUCAAAGCACUAGAACUCCCGAGUCUGUCAGUGAAGCUGGAUGUUGGAAAAUUCAGGGAAGACAGAAGAAAAACGCUUCUUCACACAGCACAGAGUUAAACUGUGGAACUCUCUUCCACAGGAGGCAGGAAUGGCCACCAAUUUGGAUGGCUUUAAAAGAAGAUUAUAGACAGAUCCAUGGAGAACAAGGCUAUCAAUGGCUACUAGCCACCAUCCGCUUCUGAAUGCCAGUUACCGGGGAAAACAGUGGGGCAGAGUGUUUUCAUUCUCAGGUCUUGCUUUGGGGGCUUGUCACAGGCUCCUGGUUUGCCACCGUGAAAACAGGAUGCCAGACUCGGUGAGCCAUUAGCCUGAUCCAGCAGGACUCUUUGUAUAUUAGAAUCUGGGCAUAUGAAGCCAGCUAACAAUGGGUACUCAAUGGACAGUCCUGUACCUGUGAUUUCAGUAGCCUUUUCUAAAAAAAAUGCUGUGCUGUGCUAACUUUUUUGCUCUUCCCCAAAGGGACAGGGCCUUUUCAGUGGUGGCCCCUGUACUUGUUGUGAAGUGCCCUCACUGGGAAUAGUGCCCCCCCGACUGUUGCCUUUCACCACAAUCCUCAAAAUGUUAAUCGUGAAAUUUUGCUGCUCAUUCUCAUGGGCUGUAAUGAAGGCUCGAAUCGGAGAGUGUUCUAUAUUUUCAGGAUUCUGGUAGAACAUAACUAUGUCCACUGUACAUUUUCUUCCCUGUUUUUAUAAAUGUUUUCAUUCAUAAAUGUUGGUUGCUGCCUUCUCUCUCUUACAGAUGCUGUUCUUAGCCACCUUCUUCCCGACUUGGGAGGGCGGCGUAGGCGCUUACGACUUCAUUGGAGUAAGUCUGGCACUUGGGCAAGCAGGGCAGGGUGGGAGCCUACAAGGAUGGAGGUACAACUACCCGUAUCACAUACUACUGACCGUCCUACAACAUUGGGAGCAUCUGUGCUUGCAUAACUUGAGGGAUGUGGAUUUGGGAGGACGGGGGGAAUUGGGGUUUUCCUGUCUGCUGCUCUGAAACCUUUCCUCUUGUACCAGGAAUUCAUGAAAGCCACCGUAGACUUGGCCGACCUGGUGGGCUUGCACCUGGUCAUGUCGCGGAACGCAGGGAAAGGGGAGUACAAGAUCAUGGUGGCUGCCAUGGGAUGGGCCACAGCAGAGCUCAUCAUGUCCCGGUGAGUUGGGCCUUAGCCCUGCCCUAGGGGGUGGAGCCAGAGCUAGUGGGGGAGGUAUGUGGGCGGAGCUCAGUUGGAGCCACUUAUCCCAGGUGAAUGUGAGGUUCUGAUGUGGGUUUUUAUGUCUCUGCCUCCUCCAUCAGCAAUGUUGCGUGCUUUUAUUUUAUUUUUUUACAUGCUUUUAAUCCACAUUCAUUCAUCUGGAGAAACUAUUAAACCCCUCAUUCAAAUGAACGUAGCAGGCACUAAUAUUCUGACUUUACCCACAAAAUGCCUCCAACAACUAAAAAUGAAUAGUACCUAUUUGACCAUCAAUUGCAUGGUUUGUUAAAAAAACCUAUUUUUGUUUCCUUUUUCAUCAUCACCUUACAAUUGCUUAACUCCGCCUUCCUCCUCCCUUUCAGGCCAAUUCUUUGCACUUUCAAUUUUCUGUAAAAUUCCCCACAAGCCUGAUAUGUUUCUGCAACCAGCUGGAACAAAUAUAUCUCUUUUCUUUCUCUUCCCCCAAACGAUUUAAAUAACUCUUUUAAGUUGUUUAAAGGGUUUCAAGGGGUGGGAGUUUAUUCUCAUGAAGGUGUGGUUCGUUUCUAAAAUGAUAGGCGCUGGGACUUGUAUCUGCCUGGAGGGGCUAAUCCUUACGCUGCCACAUAGCUUGGAUUGUUCUUGCUUCAUUGCAGAGGCAGACACACUCUGCACAUGCCUGUGGAAACUUUAGUGUGUUGGAUGUCCCCAAGCUGAACUUUGACACAGAAUAAAUAAAAAAAUUGUCCAGUAGCACCUUAGAGACCAACUAAGUUUGUUCUGGGUAUAAGCUUUCGUGUGCAUGCACACUUCUUUAGAUACUUUGGUAUCUGAAACUUAGUUGGUCUCCAAGGUGCUACUGGACAAUUUUUUAAAUUUAUUUUUACACAGAAUAUUAGGCUCUGGUGCUACAUUCUAGGGAGCCUUUGUGAUGAGCAAUCCUGGGUGUGCAGCCCUAGGUUUCAUUUUGAAUUUGGAAAGACUUUCAUGGCUCAUAAUUACAGGCUGAUCCCUGGUUGUGCAAGAGCUUUUGGAAGGUUGCUCUUUUUCCUUUUCCUUUUUGCAACCAGUGUGUGUGUCGUGUCUGUGUGUGCAUGUGUAAUGUCUGGUUUUCGAGAUCCUUGGAUGUAGCUGUACGCAAUCAGCACUGCUGUGACAGACCAGCUCCGUCUCCUCCUGCCUUGCUGUCAUCUUGGAAGAGACAGGAAGAGAGACAGGAAGCAGAAGGCUCAUUCCAUUGAAAGCCAGUGUGGUGUAGUGGUUAAGAGUGGUGGACUCAUAAUCUGGUGAACCAGGUUUUGCUUUUCCACAUGCAGCUGCUGGGUGACCUUGGUCUAGUCACGCUUCUCUGAAGUCUCUCAGCCUCACUCACCUCACAGAGUGUUUAUUGUGGGGGAUGAAGGGAAAGGAGAUUGUUAGCCGCUUUGAGACUCCUUCGGGUAGUGAUAAAGCGGGAUAUCAAAUCCAAACUCUUCCAUUACCUUUGCCAAAAGCCCAGCUCCAUCAGUCACCUCCUUACCAGCUGGUCAUUGUAAGAACAGCUGUUCUUACAGCCUGAGUUUGACUUUUUCCUCUUCCCUCCUUGUCCUUUUUCUUUGCGUGCCAUGCUUUUUUAGAUUGCAAGCCUGAGGGUAGGGAUUGUCUUGUUUAAUUGAUUGCCCACAGGCCACUCUGGGGGUCCUUUUGACUGAAGAGUGGGUACCAAAUGCUCUGAAGAAAUGAAUAAAUAAAUGUGUGAAGUGUGCCUGACGCCGCUGUGCUUUUGACAGAUGCAUCCCGCUCUGGGUGGGAGCUCGUGGAAUUGAGUUUGACUGGAAAUACAUCCAGAUGAGCAUCGACUCUAACAUCAGUCUGGUAAGUGCUGAUUCUGCUGUUGCCUGUUGCAAGCUUCUCUAAAGCAGUGCCCCUGCUGGUAGGGAGGAAGUCUUCGGAUAGUCUUCCCUGCUUUUGUUUUCUUCCCCUGCUGUUCUAGUGGUGGUGUUUUUAUAACAGAAGAAAUACACUUUUUUGUGUGUGUCCCUGUGUGUUCUGAUGAAUCAAUCCAAUUAACUGUUUGACUAAAACUGCAUAACUUUGUAUAUGGGUCUGAAUGCAUGUGAGAAUAAUAGUUCAAAAGAGACUAUAACGCUCAGUGUUAAUGUUUCUGCAUUAAAUCCAUGUUCCCUUCUGAACUGAGCUGUUCUUAAGUGACAGUGGACUAGUUUGCAAUCUAAAAUUAUGCAUUUUAAUAAAAUCCAGGCUGGCUAUGAGGCUUGUAUAGCAGGCAGCCUGGAAAUAAAUUUUACAGGUGUAUACUUAUAACGAAGUCACUAUCUGAGUGUGGAUCCAUAGGCAACCAAAACACCACUGUCUAUAUACAAAAGGGAAGUAUUGCAUCAUCUAAUUUUGGAUUGCCCUCUUCUCAACACCCAUCGCAGAGAUCUCCUAGUGACUCCCUUACAGCUCAAAAUACAGUCAAACCUUGGUUCCUGAACAUAAUCAGUUCCGGAAGCCCGUUCGACUUCCAAGAUGUUCGACAACUGAGGUGCAGCUUCCGAUUGGUUGCAGGAGCUUCCUGCACUCAAGCGGAAGCCGUGUCAGACAUUCAGCUUCUGAAAAACAUUUGAAAACCGGAGCAUUCACUUCUGGGUUUUUGGCGUUCGGGAGCUUAAACGUUCUAAAACGGAGGUGUUUGGGAGCCAAGGUUUGACUGUAUCAACUUGCAAAGGCUCUGUAAUCCAAUAUUUGUUGAGGGAUGAUACUCCUGAAACUACCAAUAUUGUUUUGCGGUAUUUAGCCGAGGUCUUUAAAGCUAAAUCUAAAGUUGCCUGAUUUAUUAAAUGGUGGGUAUCUAGUCUUUUAUAUACUGUAUUGUCUGUGUUUGGUUUAUCAAAGUAUUUGGGUGACUUUGUAUGAUUUUAUGAUUGUACUGUUUUAACUUAUGCCAAUAAAGGCUAGUUACAAGUUACAACUAUGGAUAACAGUGGUGUACAGGGUGUAUGAUGUAGCCUGUCUAGGAGAAGAAAAACUCUGGUCCUUAACCUCCGCUGCCUCGCGGGAUGUGCCACAGAAAGGAUUUGGAAUCAUUCCUCUCUCUGUUUGCUCCCUUUGCGCCCCCCCCCAUUUUUCUUCUCCCAGGUCCACUAUAUUGCCACGGCCGCCCUGGUAUGGAUGUUUACACGCUACGAUUUACCCAAACACUACCGACUGCCCCUCACUUUCCUGCUGGGAGUCAGUGUCUACAAGGCUUUCUUCAUGGAGUGAGUCACUGGGUGCUUGUAGCUUGGAGUUGGGGCUUGGGGCUUGUGCGUUUCGGGCCGUGGCUUCCAUUAGCUGAUUGAAUAUAAGGCAGCUUUCUUCGAUUCCUUCAAUACCUUGCUCAGUAUUGUCUACACCAGCCUCCCAGAUAAUGUUCGACUGCGACUCCUGUUAUUUUAUUCAUUGCAUGCACACCCCAUCUUUCCUCCAAGUUGCUCAACGUGGUGGUUCUCUUUGUCCCCCUUUUAUCCUCACAACAACCCUGUGAGGGAGGUCGGGCUGAGAGUUGAGGGACUGGCCCAAGCUCACUCAGUGAGCUUUCAUGGCUGAGCAGGGAUUUGAACCCAGGCCUCCCAGGUCCUAGUCCAACACUCUAACCACUGCGCCAUAUUGGCUUGCUGUUAGCCUUGGUCAAUAUCAUCCCAGUGGUCAGGGAUGCACAAGGAUGGCGAAAGAGGGGUCUACGCUGACUAGAAGAGGCUCUCCAGGGUUUUAGCUGAGAAUCUUUCCCAUUCCUACCUCGAGAGCCUAGCGAUUAAAUCUGGGGACGUUCUGCAUGUGGAGCAUGUGCUCUGCUGCUGAGCUAUGACCCUUCCCCAAAUAUAUAAGCAUUAAACAUUGCAGGAUGUUUUCUUUCAAGCAUGGAAGUUGUAAGCACGGAACUGCGACCUCCUGCUCUCCUGCCCCACUAAAUCCUUACAGCCACGGAAGGACUGUAGUUCAGUGGUAGAGCAUCUGCCUUGCGUGCAGAAGGUCGCAGGUUCAAUCCCUGGUGUCUCCAGGCAGGGCUGAGGAAUGCUUCUGUCUCAAACCCUGGAGAGCUGCUGCCAGUCAGAGUGGGCAGCACUGCGCUAGAUGAACCAGUGCUUUGAUUUGGUAGAAAGCAGCUCCCGAUGUUCCUCUGCUCCUUACCAACCCUCUCCCUUUUCUUUUCCUUCCCAGGUCUUUCGUCCAUGUUUUCCUCCUGGGCAGCUGGACAGCCCUCCUGGUCAAGGCUGUCAUCACUGGUCUCCUUUCCCUCAGCUCCCUGACUCUCUUUGUCACUCUGGUACACAGCAACUGAGGGUUCAUUCCCUCCCACUCGGGAAGGAGACAUUGCCUUUGCAUCCCGGCGGGAUUGUCCGGCCAAGUCACUUUCGCCAAGUCGAGACACGGUUUGAUCCUGCCCGCGGUGAGAUUGGCCUCAGCGCGGCCUCUGCUUGCAGGCGAGGGGAAUAAUAAUAAUAAACAGGUUUUGGUAUUUCUGUGGUUUGCAGUG